GGUUGAUCAAUCAUGUGUUUUAUCAAUGCGUUUACAAGAUCAUUUGGGCUAUCAACGCUCGCAGUCUACCAACAGUUAUUUAAACAACGAUCUUUGUCCCAACUGCAAGUCCCCAGUUGCAGAGCCAGAGCCAGACAGCUUGACAAGUUGACAGCUCCGUUGCUGGCAACAGCUGGACAUCGUGGAUGUACCCAAAAGCCCGAACAACGUCAGCUUGUUUGGUACCACGCCAUAUAUAUAUCUGAUGCAGUUGGAGGGCAAGCAAAACUACAUUGUACAAGAAGAGAUAGCAUACGGGCCUCUCUUAUUCAAUUCCCCUUGUAAUGACGCAGAACUUGAUUUAGACCUUCAC
Messenger RNA from Marchantia polymorpha subsp. ruderalis, 352 nucleotides. The record is from the annotation of a GenBank genome assembly. Lineage: Eukaryota; Viridiplantae; Streptophyta; Marchantiopsida; Marchantiales; Marchantiaceae.